GUGGGGGAGCGAGGCGGAGCGCUGGGGUGGCCGGGGCUGUCGCGGUGACCCUCGGGGGAAGGCUCCAGGCAGAGGGCGGCGGCGCCAUGGCCCGGAGCUGGCGGUGGCUGCAGGGGCUGGUCCUCACCUGGCUCCCCAUAGGCUGCCUCUCCCUGCUUGUGAUAGUGCAGGAUAUUGAGCGAUACACCACCUUAUUUGCUUCUGUGAUCCUCAAGUGUGACUACAGCACUUCAGCACAACUGCAGGAUGUAGUGGUGACAUGGCGCUUCAAAUCCUUCUGCAAGGACCCCAUCUUUGACUACUACUCUGCCUCCUACCAGGCUGGGUUAGCUCUUGGCCAGGACCCAUCCAAUGACUGUAAUGACAACCAGCGGGUGGUGCGCAUCGUCAUUCAGAGACGUGGACAGAACGAGCCUGUGCUAGGCAUAGAGUACAGACAGCGCAAGAUCACCAUCCAGAACCGGGCAGACCUUGUGAUCAAUGAGGUGAUGUGGUGGGACCAUGGAGUCUACUACUGUGCUGUUGAGUCUCCAGGAGACACUGCAGGCGACCCAGACAAAGAGGUUAAGCUCGUUGUUCUGCAUUGGCUCACGGUGAUCUUCAUCGUUCUUGGUGCUCUCCUCCUCCUCAUACUGAUCGGGGUGUGCUGGUGCCAGUGCUGCCCCCAACACUGCUGCUGCCAUGUCCGCUGUGCCUGCUGCCCAACCCGCUGCUGCUGCAAUGAGGAAGCCCUGGAACGACAUCGGUUCAUGAAGCAGGCUCGGACACUUAUGCCAUGGAUGACACACCAUCCGUUCUACGUGGGAGGUGACAGGAACUCCCAACUCUCUUCUUACCAACUGAACCCAUUGCUGCAAAAAGAUGUCUCUCUGCAGAGCAGCCUCCCACUGGUGCAUUCACAGGGCCAGCUGCCCCCCAAAAACAACAUCCUGGACUAUCUGGAGUCUGAGAUCCAGAACCUCAACCUAUCCCAGCCCCUGCUACCCUCCCACCACUUUGGGGCCAACCAGCAUCCCAGCGUGCUCUCCUCCCUGAGCUCGGAGGUUGUGGAGCGCAGGGUAAUCCAGCUGCCUCCCAUCACUGAGCUCAUCCCAUCCUCGCAGAGGAGCAGUAACUUAUCACACCUGCAGCGAGCUGGCCAUGCCGCAGGACCCUGGGGCUCCACAAUAGAGGAUGAGAGGGAGGACUGGAGAAGACGCCAGCCCUUGGAUGGAGAUUCUCACUCCAGCUUCGAUCGGGAAUCCUGGGACAAGGGACGAGACCAGCCGCCUCAGAGGCAGGGGGAGGGCAGCUAUGACGGCAGGCACCGGAGUUCCAGGCGGGAUGUUUCGCCCAUGCGCCGGCCAGACCGCGGUAGGUAUGGUGACAUCUUCUACCCUCAGGAGGCUAGGGAGCGCUCGGGCCGCCGCUUUGACCCCAGGGAACAGCCUUUGGAGAGGCAAAAGUAUCAACGCUCCAAUAGAAAGGGCAGCAGUUCGGAGCAGCGGGAGCGCCAGCAUCGCAGCUACUCUCCUCCGGCACGGCGAGAGUCGUGGAGCUCGGCAGAAGAGCUUGAUCGCUUCCAGGGGAACAAUAGGCAACGCCACCGUCGCUCCCCAGGCUGGCCAGAAGACAAGCCGCCCAGUUACCGCUCACUGGAAAUCAUCCCAGCCAAGGACAGCAGACACAGAAGCAGCGUGGGACAGCAGUCGGAAAAAGGAAGUUCCCGCAGUGGGAAAAGCAUGGUCAUUUAACACCAUGGUGGAAGGACCGAAACUCCCAGUGGUUCUGCUUUGGGGCUCCCUUUUGCCCUCCCAGUGUGUAAUUUGGGACGGCUAUUUCUGACUGAACAGGAGACCUGGAACAACUGGAUAAAAUAAAAUGUAGUGGAGACCAGUGAUGAAUCUGUGCGAAGGGGGCCAGGAGUUCAGUGGCUUUAUAACAUCUGAAAACCUUCUUAUUCCUUCCUUACUCUAGAGACUUUGGUUUCAAACAGACCCUGGUUGUGGAACAUGGUCCCUUUGAGAGUAGAGCUUCUGGUGGCACUGAACAAUAGUAUGUCCUCCCUCUCUGACUUCGAAUAUCUCCAAAUGUUGUGCAUGUGGCCCUGAGAUUCAGCACCAAACAUUAGAGUGUUCACUGUGACUAACAAGUGGUUGUUUCCUUUUGCCUCAGUGAGUUUCUGUCGUACAGCCCUAGAUGAAACCAUCAAGCAAACAAUACUGUGCAGUAAAGGAAGUGUCAGAAUGCUACAUGCACACGCAGAUCUACAUGCACUCUCUACAAGAGCGCACAGCAACUUCUGUGCUUGGAAAAACGCCUCAAAAUUGCCAAUGCUUCCAGUUUAUAUUGACACAUACCUUAAUAAGGACAUGGAGAGGCUCUGCCUGGCCAUUUGACCCAGACUCUAGUGUAUUCAUGAGUUCAAAGUACUAAUCUACAAGGUUCUGUUAUCAUAGGUUGAUGCUGUUUUCGGGGGCUGAGCUAUGGGUAACUGCCAUCUUGGCAACAGUGGGCCUGAUUUUCAAAGUUAUCAAGCUCAUGUUCGUUUUAAGUCAAUGGGAGCUUGGUGAUACCCUAUCACCUCCAAAAAUGAUGACCUCUGUAGGUAUUUUUUUUAAGGAAUCAGCCCUUUCCCGAACAUCUCACGUGCUCUGCUUUCCUUCUUGGCCUCUGUCCUCCUGAGGUGCUUAUGGGGAAAAUGGGCUCUAGAAGACAAAUCUUGUCCCUUGCUUUGCUAUUGCCCUCCUAACAUGCUAUUAGGGAGCUGAUCUUUACCCUGAACAUUGCAUUUUUCCUAAACUUGUUGCUCAACAGAUCUGUGGUUUGGUUACUAUUGGAUUAAGGUGCCUGCCUAUAAAUUACCCUGUAACUAAAAGCAAAGAGAGAAUUUCCUUUGGAAACCAAUUGCAAUAGGCAGAAUAGCAGGUCAGUCUGUUUUUUCUUGGCUGUGUUGCAAAGACGAGACAAAAGAAUCCUUUUCUCUGGAUGUUGAGAUAAGAGCCUUCUGAUCACCAUGGUAAAGCUGCUUUCUAAAGGCACUUUGUGAACUGCUGACAGUAGGGUUCAGCUCUUUGUGUGGAGCUUUGGGAAUGGCUUGUAUAUUAUUUUGUAAUUCGCAACACCUAAAGGUUGGUCAAGACCUAUUCUUACUUCAUCCAGUCCAUUUCCCAGCUGGCACAGGAUUGCUCUCUACAGGACAUUUUAAAAUUAAAACUGUCAGUGGAGUGCCUGCCAUUUCCUUUGGGAAACUAGCUUACAGGAGUGAUUUUGAAAAUGACCCUUUCUUGCACUCUUGUGGGGAACCUCUCUCUGGAAUUCAUAUAAAGUGCUUUUUCUCCCUCCCUGGGGCUGUGUGUAGGCCAGAUAAAAGAACUCCUGGAUAGCACUGGUGCAAGUAUCAAUGGAUCAGUGUGGUGUUGCCACACUAGGUGUGUUCUUUGUGUUUGUGGUUUUUCCCUUUGCUCACACUUCGGCAGUACUACAACAUCAUGGUAGCAGUGCUUUCUCUGGGUGUACUGUCCCACAGUUCCCAGCUCUGCUGCCUGAAGCAGUGGCUGCGAGUGGAUUCUGAAAGGCUGUCUGGUAACCUACGGCCACUGUGAAAGGAGUCAAAUUCCCACAAUUCCCUGGGAACUAGUGCCAUUUCUUAGUUCUUCUCUCAAACUGAGGGCGAAGGAUGAACAUCCAGCUCCCUCUUAUUGUUCUAUAAGAGGUUUUUUUUUCUGGAUUAUCCUGAAAGAGUUGGAGACCAAUGCCAACAGCUGAUGGAACAUCUUAUGUAAUCACCAUCAUCUUGGCUAGCACAGCAGGGAUUGAAACAGGGACUAUUAGAGCUAAAAGCUUGAGAUCAAGAACCAGGCUGUACUGCAGGAGACUAACAAACUCACCUCUUCUCUGGAUUGGGGGAUGUAUCACUUGUAUGGACAACUACGUCACCCGUGCCCCACACCUGGAAUAGCUGGCUCCAUACAGAACUUGAGGAUGAUGCUCCCAGGUCUCGUAUUGCGUCUGGGUCUGUUCCAUGGCUGCACAUCUGUGGAAUCAAGUUCAUCUGGAGACCUGUGAGGGACACGGCAGGGACUGCCUAAUUUUAUGUUGGAGAAGAAUUUUCUGUAUUUCCAUUGUGAGCCAGCCCUGACAUUGCAGCAACCAGAAUGUAAGGAUGAGGGCUCCAUUCCCCAUGGAAAAGAGAGACAAUUGCUCUGUGGAAUCCGGCUCCCUUGGAUGGAUCUGUGAACAUUUUUAUUUAAAGAUGAGAUUUUAAUGAUAUGUUGGUGGUAGUGGUACUUGUGUAAUUCUGAUGGUUUUAAUACAUUUCUCUCUGUGUGUGGUUGGCUAAUGAUUUUGUAUUAGUUAUGAAGAGUUGGCGGACAACUGAAUUGAUAUUAAAGAAUAGCAUUGUUGCCCCUUC
Molecule: messenger RNA, 4393 nt
Organism: Chrysemys picta bellii (western painted turtle)
Lineage: Eukaryota; Metazoa; Chordata; Testudines; Emydidae
Gene: ILDR1
Product: immunoglobulin like domain containing receptor 1
Cellular component (GO): plasma membrane
Molecular function (GO): high-density lipoprotein particle receptor activity
Source: RefSeq, a predicted model, not a curated record